CUGCCAUAGGCUGGCUGUGCAUGAAAUUGAACAAUGAACAUCAACAUCAGCCAAUUCAACGCUACUCCCCGCUACACCAUUAUUAUCUACAACCAUCAACCCUUCUGCGAAAGGUGAGAAGUUCAACUGGGAACUUGGAAGGACCGAGCCGCACGGUUCCAUCAUCAGGAGACUUCUACUUAGCACUACCAUUACCUCAAGAUUCAACCUAUCGAUCAUUUGACGCACGAUAACCCUUUAAUUGCAAACAAAUAACCUUCAUGUUCACGUGAUAUUCGUCAACAAACGACUGUGUUUGGAAGCAAAGAACUCAUCAAGUCAAGUAUCAAUAUAACUCUGGGAUAUUUCACCAGAAACUCACCUCCAUGAAAGAAUCAUUCGAAAUUUCCGUUUCAAUUAUUAUAGUGAAAGAAGGCUAGAGUGAUACUUAGACUCUCAUAUCCACCAAAUAUCAGCUCCCUCUUUUGCCAACUCAAGCUCCUGCUUCUCUUUCGAUCAUAUACCACUUUCCAUCCGGAGGAAACGUUGGGAUGUUUACCACUAAGAGCUUAUUCUCGCAAACGAAAUGCCCAAAUCGCGAAAAAUGUUUGAUACCAAGAUGCAUAUUCUCACAUGAUCAUCUCACCGUUCAAACAUUAUCAAACGGAACAGCACAAGUAAACACUGUCCAGCAAGUCGAUGAGAAUUAUGGAGAUCAGGAUGGCCAACGAAAGCGCCAAAAGAUUGAUUGUGGGGAAGGAAGUACAACCCCAACAACUGAGCCACCAUCUUCAUUUCCAAGUUUGAAAGCUGUCACCACAGCACAGAAAGCAGUGGAAAGCAGAGCCCCUUUAGUGCAAGCAUCAAAACCGACGUCAACAGCUCGACGUGAGAUUUCUCCUCCACCAUUACGUCGCAAAUCUCAGAACGAUAUUUCCAUAUCAACAGCACCCUCCUCUAUUCACAAGAAUGCUGUCCAAAAGCAAAACGCGUCAGUCGCACUUAAAGUUCAAACCGUGACAUCAAAUCCAGUCAAGAAACCCGAGAAGAAUGAACCUCUCAAUCCACGCGCACGUAAGACUGCACCAGCUGUUCAUAAUAUCAGGCUCAGACUUGUGCAAGCUCUAUAUGAGCAGUUGAAACGUCUUAAUUCCGAGUUAUCUAAAGAUGCAAACGAUGAAGAAGAGGAACUAGUAUUUUCAGAUCAAGGAUUGAUCACAAGAGUAUUAGAUCUGGAAGAGGCUGCUUGUGAAACACCUAGCAUAUAUUCUAAUGUUGUCAAGAACAAGAUCAUGGUGUACAAAAGAAUGACUGUUGCGCAGUGGAAAGAAGAGAGAGCCAGGGAGGUUGCCAAAGAGAAAGCUUCGAGGGUACCUGUGUCAGACACACCAGUCACAAAACCUGACGAACCACCGAAGCCCAUCGAGACAGGUCUUAGCCCAGAAGAAGAAUUAGCUUUACUCCCAAGACUGUAUACUCCCGUACACGGGUUAUCACAACACGGAUAUGUCACGAAUAUUCCUACAGCUGCAGAAAUUGAAAAAGCAAAGAUAGGUAUAGAGGCAUCCAAAGGUUGGGAAGUUUGCGAUCGUUGUAAAACCCGUUUCCAGGUAUUCCCUGGUCGCCGUGAAGAAGACGGUAUACUCGCAUCUGGUGGUUGCUGCACUUACCACUUCGGAAAACCCUAUUGGAAAGACCGUUCUUCGCUCGAUCCCAAAGCAAAACGAGAAAAGAAAUGGCGUUGCUGUGAUCAGAAUAUUGGAGACACUUCCGGAUGUACCACAGCUGAACAUCACGUCUUUAAAGUGAGCGAAGCGAAACGUUUAGCUACGGUAUUAAAUUUCGAAAAAACUCCUAAAAAUGAAGCAGAUUCUUCUAUUCCUACCCAACCCAUCUGUAUCGAUUGCGAGAUGGGCUACACAGUCCACGGCCUCGAACUCAUCCGCUUAACUGCCACUUCCUGGCCCUCAGGCUCUUCUCUCCUCGACAUUCUCGUCCGUCCUUAUGGAGAGAUCCUCGAUCUCAAUUCACGCUAUUCAGGCAUCUACCCCCAAGAUAUCACCUCCGCAGUCCCCUACUCAUUCCCCGGCUCCAAACUCCUCGCCGAAAGCAAAGGCAAACUCCGAAUCGUCGAUUCCCCCGGCAUAGCGCGUAGCCUCCUCUUUUCCUUCCUCACCCCCUCCACUCCGAUCAUCGGUCACGGUCUCGAAAACGAUCUCAACGCUACCCGAUUCAUUCAUCCCACAAUUGUAGACACGGCUCUACUAUUCCCUCAUAAAGCAGGUUUACCCUUUCGCAAUGGUCUUAAAAUGCUCAUGCAAAAUUUGCUAAAUCGAAAUAUACAAAUGGUUACGUAUACCGAAGGAAAGGUCGAUGGACAUGAUAGUGAAGAAGAUGCGAAUGCAGCGGGAGAUUUGGUUAGAUAUCGUAUUGGGAAGGAAUGGGAGAGGAUGCAGAGAGCUGGGUGGAAAUUGAAAAAUGGCGUUUUUGAACCCCCUGAAAAUGCAAGUGCGCGUGCGCUUGAGAAGGGGGGAAAGUGGAUAAAGGAGACGGGUCACGAUGGAAAGGAUGGAAAUGAUAGAAAAGACGAAGAAAACAAUAUGGAAAAUGAACAGCAGGUAAAAGAUGAGAGGAUCGUAGUAUCUGUAUCUGUAUCUGCGGGUUCAAAGAGAAGUAGAGAGGAUAUGGAGGGAUGAGGAGUAAGUAUCGUAUUUAGCUAGUAGGUAGUUAGUCAAAAUCACCGAUAUAAAAGUUAGAUAGAUUUAAAUCUUACACCUUCGAAUUUGAGUUUGAGUAGGAGUUUGAGUCUGAGCUGGAGAGAGUGUUGUAUUAGUGAAUUGAUCUGAAUCAAAGAUUUAAGAAUAGGUAUCUAUUAUCUAUUAUAUAGAUAAAUAAAUAAUAUUUGUCACAUCACCACGCGCAUCAAACAAACUACACAGUGUGGAAAAGACACCUAUUAUCCCACCAUCCACCAUCCAUCAUUCAUUAUAUAAAAAUGAUAGUAUAAUAUCAUAUCCUCUCAUCUUAUAAACACAAAAAGAAUAUCUAAAUCAUGAUCAUACAAUCAAUCCAUCAAUCAAUCAGUCAACCUGACUUCUAUCUCCAGAUCAUUCCCCAGACUAGCACGCCAACUGCAAAUAUAAAUC
Messenger RNA from Sclerotinia trifoliorum, 3125 nucleotides. Lineage: Eukaryota; Fungi; Ascomycota; Leotiomycetes; Helotiales; Sclerotiniaceae. The record is from the annotation of a GenBank genome assembly.